CCCUCACCUCCUCAAGUCACAAACAAAACAUUACACAUUUCCAUCACGAUGCAAAAGAGUUCUUCAGCUUCUUCUCUUGGCCCUGGAGGCCUUGACCUAUCUCAAGCCUUCUUCAAAUCCGUACACAACUCUGCCCCACCUUCACCCACCAAGCGUCACAUCAAGGUCUCUGUCGUUGGCACCGGAAAUGUGGGUAUGGCUAUUGCCCAAACCAUUCUCACUCAAGACCUCGUCGACGAGCUCGCUCUCGUCGAUGCCAAUCCCGAUAAACUCCGUGGCGAGAUGCUCGAUCUCCAACACGCCGCAGCUUUCCUUCCCCGUACCAAAAUCCACGCCUCCGUUGAUUACUCUGUCACCGUUGGAUCUGAUCUCUGUAUUGUCACGGCUGGCGCCAGACAGAUAGCUGGCGAGUCUAGGCUAAAUCUUUUGCAGAGAAACUUGGCUCUGUUUAAGGAUAUUAUUCCUCCGCUUGUUAAGUACUCCCCUGACUCUAUUUUAAUGAUCGUGUCUAACCCUGUUGAUGUGUUGACUUAUGUUGCCUGGAAGCUAUCCGGGUUCCCUUCGAAUAGGGUUAUCGGGUCGGGGACGAAUCUGGACUCCUCCAGGUUUAGGUUCUUGAUUGCAGAUCAUCUCGACGUCAACGCUCAGGAUGUUCAGGCUUUCAUUGUUGGGGAGCACGGUGACAGCUCAGUGGCAUUGUGGUCUAGCAUAAGUGUUGGUGGAGUGCCAAUACUGAGUUUCCUGGAGAAACAGCAAAUAGCAUAUGAGAAGGAAACGCUGGAGAACAUACACAAAGAAGUAGUAGGGAGUGCGUAUGAAGUGAUAAGUCUGAAAGGUUACACAUCUUGGGCCAUUGGGUAUUCAGCUGCCAACUUGGCACGAUCCAUCCUCAGAGAUCAGAGAAAGAUCCAUCCAGUUUCAGUCCUUGCUAAAGGAUUCUAUGGCAUUACUGGAGGGGAUGUGUUCUUGAGUUUACCAGCUCAGCUUGGUCGAGGUGGUGUCUUGGGUGUCACUAAUAUUCAUUUGACUGAGGUGGAGGCUCAGCGCCUUAGGGACUCCGCCAAAACCAUCUUGGAGGUGCAAACCCAAUUAGGAAUUUGAGAGCACAACAAUGAACAUCAUUUGGUCGUUCUUUUGCAUUUUAUCCGAGCUUUUUCAAUUUGUAAGGGUCUAUCCAGUUUCUUUCAGUGACACUUAUUCGAUCUGUAACUGUAAGGGACUUAAAUUGCUCGGCCGUAUGAUACAGUUUCAGUUGCUGUUGUAAUAUUUAUACUAAUAAACGUAAUAUUUAAAUA
Molecule: messenger RNA, 1295 nt
Organism: Pistacia vera
Lineage: Eukaryota; Viridiplantae; Streptophyta; Magnoliopsida; Sapindales; Anacardiaceae
Product: L-lactate dehydrogenase B
Exons: 2
Coding region: 49-1101 (350 amino acids)
Biological process (GO): carboxylic acid metabolic process
Cellular component (GO): cytoplasm
Molecular function (GO): L-lactate dehydrogenase (NAD+) activity
Source: RefSeq, a predicted model, not a curated record